Belonocnema kinseyi is the source of this 4095-nucleotide messenger RNA. RefSeq names its product FK506-binding protein 2 (gene Fkbp14). The record is from RefSeq and is a predicted model, not a curated record. The transcript is spliced from 4 exons. Bases 113 to 820 code for a protein of 235 amino acids. Lineage: Eukaryota; Metazoa; Arthropoda; Insecta; Hymenoptera; Cynipidae. Gene Ontology annotation, molecular function: calcium ion binding; peptidyl-prolyl cis-trans isomerase activity.
CCACCGCCAGUCGUGUACCACACAUAGUUACGUGGAAUCGUGGAUGCUCUAUAGUCGUUUAAACUUUUAGUCAUAUGCCGGCAUUCUACGGAAGAGGUUAGAUAUUGAGAACAUGAAGCUUUCUCGUUUAAUUCGUGAAACAACCAGCGUUAUGCUUGUGGCGUGGUGUUCCGUGCUGUUGUUAAGUCUAUCGUUUUUCAUUUAUGUUCGAGCAGAAAGGAGCGAACUUAAAGUUGACAAGGUUUAUCUGCCCGAGGUAUGUGAUGUGCGGUCGAAGAAAGGCGACCAGCUGACUAUGCACUACACUGGAACGCUCCAUGACGGUACCAAGUUCGAUUCAAGUUUGGAUAGAGAUCAACCAUUUACAUUUCAACUAGGUGUUGGUCAAGUUAUCAAAGGCUGGGAUCAAGGACUUUUGGAUAUGUGUGUUGGGGAAAAGCGGACGUUGGUGAUACCGCCAGAAUUAGGAUAUGGCGAUCGAGGAGCUAGCAACGUUAUACCCGGAGGUGCGACGUUGCACUUCGACGUGGAACUGAUUAACAUCAGCGACUCAGCACCAUCAGCAAACGUUUUCAAAGAAAUAGAUGGUGACGGAGACAACCAACUUUCCCGCGAGGAGGUGAGACAAACGGUGAGCGAGUACCUCCGAAAACAAAUGUUGGAAGCUGAGCAAACAGGUACGGGUGAAAGUGACGAAGUUAAGAAAAUGAUGGCAGAUCAUGAUAAACUCGUCGAGGAGAUCUUCCAACAUGAGGACAAAGAUAAAAACGGGUUUAUCUCACACGAAGAAUUCAGCGGUCCAAAGCACGACGAGCUGUGAAUAUUUUUGUCCCAAUUGAAACCAUCUUUCUUUGCUUUUGCCUGUGCUUUAAGCUCUUAAGGUUUUGAUAUGCUAAUUAUAAGUUUGUCGAGAAUCACGAAGACGUUUUUCUUUGUACAAUAAAAGGGAGCAGAGAGAAAAAAGCCCUAAACUCUAAAGUUAUCAUCAUCAACACCAUAUCCCCAGAGUGGUUAUUAACGAACAAUUAUUAUGGGAUUUUACAGAAUUUAUCAUAGGGGUUUGUGAGAAGGAAAAUAAACCGACGAUUUACAGAUUUUAUGUGUAUAUGGAAAAAUCAAAACAUGUAUUUUGGGCGAAAUUUUCAGCUUGCCGCUGCUGAAAAUAUAUACACGUCUCUUCAGAUAACAUGUGUAAAUCUCCGCGGAAUUUCCAAAAUGGACUAUUGUAAAUCUAGUGCAUAUUACAAUUGGUCUAAACUAUGUGAAUUCCAAAUUUUUAAAUAAAUAUGGGUUUAUAAAAUGCAUCUGCAAGAAUCUAUAUCUCCGAGCGGAUUUCACGCAUUAUUAUGAAGUGAUAAUUGAUAAUAAUUACGAAAAAAAGAAUGAUGACAGUCUCGCGAUUCUAGCCGUUUCAUUUACAUAUGGAUUACGGGCAUUACUAACCACCCUCACAUUUCAUGUUUGUGGAAAUAAGUAGAAUGAGUUGAAGACACUAAAUAUCUUUAUUUGGCCUGCCAAGCAGAUUACUUCUACCUAUACCCUACGUGUUUCUUUGUUUUUUGUUAAACUGGUAAAGCUGGAAUCACAUCAAAGCACAAAACAAUUCAUGGAUAUUAAUCUAAAUUUGUCAGGAAAUCCACAGAUUGCCACUUCCAUUCUUUACUCUUAUUUUUAAUUCUGCUUGUUUCGGGGUUUGAAUCUCUCAAUUUUAGGUAAUAUUAAGUUAGGGUAUACGUUAUACAAUCAGCAGUCAAGUAAAAUGCCUCGACGCUGCGAAACCUAAUUGUUCGUAAUUAAAUAAGUAACAUAGAGACUAAAGUCGUCUGAACAGGAGUAUAUCCUAGCGAAAUGAGUUUUCACCAUAACGUUAUUCAUUGCGUCAAGUUAACAAAUAUUUGUAUUUCGUUGUAUGCAAGAUCCCGACUUACGUUUCUUUUUUCAACCUUUUUCCAGUGCAGAAUUUCACGUGAAAGUUUCCGUUGAAUUUCCACCUGAAGUUCGCACGAAUUACGUUCACCUUGAUAUAAAAUGUAUAAAUUAUAUGUGAGCAUAAUUAGUUAUAUUAUACAUAAUAUUACAUAUUGAGCCUAGCGUUAAGAUAGGGAAGUAAGUGAAUUUUGAACAGCAAAUUGACCCAAAAUCCAUGUGGAACUUCGUGUAGGAGAAAGCUAUUAAAACAUACACACCGAUAUAGCUUCCAGUUUUAUUUUUUUCGAAAAUUUUGUUUCAAAAUUGUCACCGGAACAAAGCAGAGAAAUGUUCUUUAUUGCCGCCUCUUUCAUUUCCCAAACUUCAGAGCGGUAUCUGAUUUCGUUUAGACGUAAGUUGGGAAAGAAAACUUGAGGACAAGCUUUGGUCCCGCGACCCUCUCGUUACAUGGCCUUAAGUAAGCUUUCUCAGACGACCUAAAUAGCUUUAUUACUUUGACGUAAAAUCCCGGAGAUUCUGAUAUGGUGCAUGUGGCAAGUAAGUAACAGGGGAACUUACACCCUUCAGAAUUUUGUUUUCAAUUAUAUAUUAUAUUAUAUAUUCAGAUAUAAUCAUGUUUCGAAAUAAGAGUUACGAGUGAUGUUUUUAUCAAAAAGCUUCAUCACGAAUCAAAAUGUCUCAAGGAUAUCGCGUCAAACUCUGCUCUAACGAGGAGAGGAAAGACCAGCAUUGCGGUCUAUGUAACCGGUGUAGAAUUUUUAUAUUCAUUUUUCUCAAGAAGUGCUAAAAGCGCAUCUGAUUACUUGAUCAUAUUACUAGUCUGGGAAUAACCUAUUACCGCCAGGAGUAUGAAUCCAAAUAAAAUUCGGAAGGGUGCAGGUUUCCUUGUGAGUAUAUCAUACGCAUAAGUGUAGUUUUGUGUUCACUCAAAGUUAUCGGAUAGGGGAGACUAGAGCGAGAUCAGCAUAUUUGUCAUUUUCAGUGGGACCUUUGAAAUCUAUAGCAACUUUUGAAAAUGUGAGUGCUUAUUUAUAUUCCAUGAACCAUCAUGUAUCGAUUUCAUAAAAGACUAAAUGUUCCAAAGAUAAUAAUUGAGAUCAAAAUACGUUAUACAUAUAAAAUUUUCAUUUAGCUUUUAUUAACUUUAUUAACUGAUUUUUAUAAAAUUCACGCUUUAAAAACAAGAAUUUUGAAUAGAGGUUUUUUCUGCAAAAUUUAAAGAAAUAAUAUUAAACAUUAAUUUUAGAAGCCUGCUGCAACUUUUCAAUACCAAUAUAAAUAAAAAUUUCGUCUUCCAUAUGCUAAAAAAUAGUUUAAAAAAUUUAAUUUAUGAAGAAAACCAAUUUCAGGUGCUCCGACACUAAUUUCUGUAUACAGCAGAUGUUACAGUAGCAGUUUGAGACUUUUCUAACCGCGUAUGUCAGUUUUUCUUUUGUGAGUUUUCACUAUUAAAACUUCCCUUUAAAUCUUGAUCUAUUUUCGGAAAUUUCACUCAAACCUAAUCAAAUCUUGUGAGCAAACAUUUUUCUGCCAGCUCUAUAAAAAGUUAAGGACAAGCAAGACAAGAGCGUGUUAUCUCGUCCCUUGAAACGGGCUCAUUUCGCCCCAAAUCACAAUUAUGAUUAAAACUUUAAUAUUAACUGUUGUUAUUAAUUGUGUUUUAAUGAAUUAGUAAAUUCCAGAUCGAUAAAAUAUUAACGACAAAUCUUAGUUUAAAAAUAUUAUCUGUGAUUUUCAAUGAUUUCCUUUUUUUUCUAUGAUAUAUAAUAACAGGAUCCAGAGGUCGAAAUUUUAAUCAUUUUUAUUUGUACUUUAUCUACUUUAUUUAAUUUUUUCUUCUGUUUGCCAGAAAUUAAAUAUAAUUAUUUCUGUUAUUUCUGAAAAUGAGAGCAACAAAAAUCUAAUAUUUUGGAAGAAAAUUCAGUGACACGUUUCACUCCGUAUACUCAUCUCGCCCUACUCCUCCCUAUGCGUAAUGCUCAUAUCCUUUUCUCCCAUGAGAAGUGUGCGAGUAGGAGACUUCCGCGAAUAGAACAUUCCAAAAAACGACUUAACAUCUUAAUCGCCACAAUAUCCAAAGGUGUAAAGUGAUAAACUAUUCAUAGUGUAAGAUUGCGAAAUAAAAAAAGACAGUGCGAGUGUAUUUUCGUGAAUGUAAAAAAAAAA